Messenger RNA from Erinaceus europaeus (western European hedgehog), 1038 nucleotides. RefSeq names its product olfactory receptor 2H2. The record is from RefSeq and is a predicted model, not a curated record. Bases 31 to 975 code for a protein of 314 amino acids. The transcript has a single exon. Gene Ontology annotation, cellular component: membrane. Gene Ontology annotation, biological process: G protein-coupled receptor signaling pathway. Gene Ontology annotation, molecular function: G protein-coupled receptor activity; olfactory receptor activity. Lineage: Eukaryota; Metazoa; Chordata; Mammalia; Eulipotyphla; Erinaceidae.
AGUUCUCAUUCUUCCAGGUUCAAACAGGAGAUGGCCAUGAUCAACCAAAGCUCCCUAGAGGGCUUCAUCCUUCUGGGCUUCUCUGAACAUCCACAGCUUGAAAGAAUCCUCUUUGUGGUUGUCUCAGCUUCCUACCUCCUGACUCUGGUGGGAAACACAUUCAUCAUCCUGCUGUCCGUGCUGGACCCCAGGCUCCACUCCCCAAUGUACUUUUUCCUCUCCAACCUCUCCUUCUUGGACCUCUGCUUCACCACAAGCUUUGUCCCCCAGAUGCUGGUCAACCUCUGGGGUCCAAACAAGACCAUCAGCUUCCUUGGUUGCUCUGUCCAGCUCUUCAUCUUCCUGCUCCUGGGGACCACAGAGUGCAUCCUCCUGACAGUGAUGGCCUUUGACCGCUAUGUGGCUGUGUGCCAGCCCCUCCACUAUGCCACCAUCAUCCACCCCCGCCUGUGCCGGCAGCUGGCAGCUGUGGCCUGGGUUAUGGGACUGGUGGAGUCAGUGGUCCAGACACCACCCACGCUCCGCCUGCCCUUUUGCCCUCACCGGCAGGUGGAUGAUUUUGUCUGCGAGGUCCCUGCUCUAAUUAGACUCUCCUGUGGGGACACCACCUACAAUGAGAUUCAGAUGGCCAUUGCCAGCAUCAUCAUCUUGGUUGUGCCUCUCACCCUCAUUCUUAUCUCUUAUGGUGCCAUUGCUCGGGCAGUCAUGAGGAUCAAGUCUGCAAAAGGAAGGAGAAAGGCCUUUGGGACCUGUUCCUCUCAUCUCCUUGUAGUCACUCUCUUCUACAGCUCAGUCAUUGCUGUCUACCUCCAGCCCAAAAACCCCUAUGCCCAAGAGAGGGGCAAGUUCUUUGGUCUCUUCUAUGCAGUGGGCACUCCUUCACUCAACCCUCUCAUAUACACCCUGAGGAAUAAGGAAGUAAAGAGGGCAUUCCGGAGACUGCUGGGGAAAGAUGAAGACCCCAGGGAGAGCUGAGGAAAAGCUGAUUAACAUAUUUGCAAAGUGAGAGAUUGUUUUGUCAGGAAUUUUGUGUUCCCU